UUUAACGCAUUCUUACAUCAUGUUGCAUUGUUUGCGUGAAAGCCGCUGAGCUAGGAGGGCUGUUGCGCAGCGACUGGAAACAGUUGUGGGAAUGUCAAGAACAAGCCUCACACUGGCCGGCAUAGCGGCGCUCUGUGCUGGGUUCUCAGUUAUCUUUGUUGUAAAGACGACUUGUAUCUUUCACCCAGCACGGGGGGAAAUCAGCGACGUGCAGCAUGUCGUGGCGCUGCUAAGGAGCUGGGAGCAUCAGGCCGCUGACCCGGGGAUAGGGCGGGUGGCGGACCAUAUCACCAAGUUGCUAGAAGUGGAGCAGGAGCAGAAGCAACAGAAGCAACAGGAACAACAGCAGCAGGAUCAGGAGCGGAAGCGGCUGCUAGAGCAGCAGGCGGCUCUGGCGGCGGGGGAUGGCGUCGGCUCAGCACUUCAGACGCUAGCGCUGGCAGGGCUGCAGUGUCCCAUCGCGCACGGCACGGAGCUCUGGGGCAACGCACUGGUGUGGGGCGAUAGCCACAAGACCAAGAGCAUGGCGGACUGCUGCGCCGCCUGCCACGCGCACCGCGCCACCGCCGCACGCGGGGGCCUGGAGCGCAACGGCCCCACCAGCACCACCUGCAACACCUGGGUGUACUGCGGCGACAAGGCCCGCUGCGGCGCCCGCCACGGUGACUGCUGGCUGAAGCACCAGGACACGCUGCCGCGCGGGGACGUGCCGCUGGGUAACGGCACCUCCAUGUGGACCUCAGGGGUGGUCUAUGACGACCUGGGCGAGCAGUACAGGGAGUACGGCACCCUGGUGCUGCACACGCCCGUGGGGGACAUCCGCAUCGCCCUGUUGCCCGCCCUGGCGCCGUACGUGGUGCGGGAGCUGCGGCGGGAGGUGGCCAUGAUGGCAGCCACCGGGGGCACAUGCUUCGGCUGCAAGCUCUACCGCGCCGAGGACUUUGGCAUACAGGGCAUCAUCAUCACGCCGGGCGCCUACAUGGCCUCCGGCAACUUCACGCCGCCCGCACCCAUGCCCAAGAUCCCGCCCGGCCACGUGUGCCGUGCCGGCUCGGCAGGCUCGGCGCACUUCUUCAUAAACUUCUUUGAGGCGGACUGGGGCGAGGCCAUGUGCUGGGGCAAGGUUGAGGACCUCACGCUGUCCAAGGCCAUCUCCACCCGGCCCCUCCGCGCCAAGAAGUCGACCAACGAGCUGUCCAUGCUGGCUGAAGAGCUGUUCUUCACACUCAGCCUGGAAAAGUAGAGGACAUGAGGAACAGGCGUAGCUAGGGGUCUCUUAGGGGCGCGAAGGCGCGGCGCAGGCUCCAGGGAGAUCGGGGGGGUGGGGUGCCCUUCAUGUGAAGUACGGGUUGAUGGGGGGAUGUAAGGGGGUCUAGGUAUGUCGUGGAGCCUGCCCAAUGACCCUGCGGACAAAUUGAGAACGAUGACAACAGGACCUGGGCCUUUCAUGCUGUGAGGCGGCUGCCGGGAGCCCGGCAUUGGCGCGAGGGCGCGCGGAUGUGUGUGUGUGCCAGGUGUGCAGUCGUGGGGCCUGGGAAGUGGGGGCGAUGGGACGACAGGGUAAGGGGCGCGUAGUCCCGUAGUGUGCACUGUCCCAGACCCCAGGUCCCCAGCAAUCAGCAAUCAAGUUGCGACGGCGAGGCUUUGGCGAUCUAAUGCGCGGCUGGUUGAACGCCGGAGGACUUGGGGGCUCCGUCGGCUUGGUUGAACGCCGGAGGACUUGGGUGCUCCGCGGUUGGUUAAACGCCGGAGGGUUUGGAGGCUCCGUCACAAGGCUGUGCGGGUAGCUGCGCUGACUAGAGGCUGGUGACGUGGCGUGGUGGCAGUGCUCAGGGGUGGCAGCUGGAGGAGGCGGAUCGCAGUAUGUGUAUACCAUGACAGCCG
This is a messenger RNA of Chlamydomonas reinhardtii, 1884 nucleotides long. RefSeq lists its product as uncharacterized. The transcript has 9 exons. The record is from RefSeq and is a predicted model, not a curated record. Lineage: Eukaryota; Viridiplantae; Chlorophyta; Chlorophyceae; Chlamydomonadales; Chlamydomonadaceae. Bases 92 to 1243 code for a protein of 383 amino acids.